This is a messenger RNA of Hordeum vulgare subsp. vulgare (domesticated barley), 1383 nucleotides long. RefSeq names its product gibberellin 3-beta-dioxygenase 2-2-like. Gene Ontology annotation, molecular function: gibberellin 3-beta-dioxygenase activity. NCBI's taxonomy places the organism in Eukaryota, Viridiplantae, Streptophyta, Magnoliopsida, Poales, Poaceae. The transcript is spliced from 3 exons. Bases 77 to 1210 code for a protein of 377 amino acids. Gene Ontology annotation, biological process: response to light stimulus; gibberellin biosynthetic process. The record is from RefSeq and is a predicted model, not a curated record.
CGCAUGUGGCAUGUCACUAGCCAUUGCUAGUACUCGCUACAAGCCAGUGAAUUAGUGUGGUUGAGCAUCGAUCGACAUGCCGUCGCAGCUGAACAAGGACCCGCACAACCGCUACUUCGACUUGGGGGCCGCGCGGGAGGUGCCGGACACGCAUGCGUGGGACGGGCAGCACGAGCUCCCGGUGGUGGACGGUGGCGUCGGGGCCGGGGACGACGCCGUGCCGGUGGUGGACAUGCGGGAUCCACGGGCGGCCGAGGCGGUGGCCCGUGCGUCGGAGCAGUGGGGAGCGUUCCUGCUCGAGGGCCACGGCGUGCCGACCGAGCUGCUGGCGCGCGUCGAGGCCGGGAUCGCCGGCAUGUUCGCGCUGCCGACGCCGGAGAAGAUGCGCGCAGCGCGGCACGACGGCGACCUCUACGGCUACGGGCCGCCGCUCAUCGCCUCCUACGUCUCCAAGAACAUGUGGUCCGAGGGCUACACCCUGACCCCGGCGAACCUCCACGCCGAGUUCCGCAAGAUCUGGCCCGACGCCGGCCAGCACUACCGCCACUUCUCUGGCGUGAUGGAGGAAUUCCUGAAGGAGAUGCGUUCGCUGGCCAACAGGCUGAUGGAGCUGUUCCUCGUAGCGCUUGGGCUCACCGCCGAGCAGAUCGCCGGCGUCGAGGCGGAGCACAACCUCACCGAGAGCAUGACCGAGACAAUGCACCUCAACUGGUACCCCAAGUGCCCUGACCCGACGCGGGCGCUGGGCCUGAAAGGGCACACGGACUCGGGGUUCUUCACGUUCGUGAUGCAGAGCCAGGUCCCGGGGCUACACCUGUUCCGGCACGGGCCGCCGGCGGACAGGUGGGUGGAGGUGCCGGCCGUGCCGGGAGCGCUCAUCGUCAACAUCGGCGACCUCUUCCAGAUCCUCACCAACGGCCGCUUCCGCAGCGUGUACCACCGCGUUGUCGUCAACCGUGAGAGGGAGCGCAUUUCGGUCGCCUACUUCCUCAUCCCACCCGCCGACGUCAAGGUGGCGCCGCUCAAGGAAGUCGUGGGCGGCGGCAAGCCCGUCUACCGCGCCCUCACCUGGUCGGAGUCCAUCGUCGUGCGCAAGGAGGCCUUCGCCAACCAUGGCGCCGACCUCGAGUUCGGCAAAGGACGCACCGCGCUCGACAUGCUCUCUAUCAGCUCCGACGAGGACGAUGGCGCCGAGCACCACCGUGACUGACAUCUCCUCGUAGAUCAGCGCCAAUAUCACGGGAGAUCGUGAAGCGAAUGAAGGUGAAAUAAAAUGUUAGAAACGGUGUUUAGGGCAUUUAAAAAACAUUGCUGUCUCUCCAUCCAUGCAUGCUUCAGUUACCUGUUAUCAAUGAAGAACAAUAAAUCAUUUCCGUCUCGUCA